This is a messenger RNA of Rattus norvegicus (Norway rat), 2872 nucleotides long. Lineage: Eukaryota; Metazoa; Chordata; Mammalia; Rodentia; Muridae. The record is from RefSeq and is a predicted model, not a curated record.
CUGCAUCCCAUUGCCUGGACCAGGGGGAGGUCUAUAAGCCCGCAAGGGAAAAACAAGAAUCUGGUCAGUAGAGGAGUCAGGGGUGAGUGCUAGCCAACUUUGCAUCCCCUGGGCCGGACCUCCAGAGGGGCAGAGGAUUCAGGAGGUUGGACAGCAUAAGUGCACAAAGGCGAGGCUACUGUUGAGUCAGGCUCUGUGAGGCUCCAAGCCCUGCAGCUUCGGGUACCUGUAGCCAAAAACCCACUCCCUGCUUCUUCUUCCUGUGGAGCAGAGGUCAUAAGGCUGCUGGGGAGGAAAUGGCGCAUAAAUACGGGAGAGGAGCUGGCCAUUCAGGAGGCUCCCCCACCUCAGGAUAGAUCUUAGAAGGAGCAGAGGGUACUGAGGAUUUUGAACCGGGUUUUGCCAGACCUAGAUGUAAGGUUUCUGGUCCAGGUGUGCUCCCAGUUUUUCCUGAAAAACAAUAGCUUUAACAAAGAAUCAUAGUCAGGUCAAAAGAGCCCUCAGGGGGCCAGCCCACACUGAAAGUUGGUCACUCAGAGGUGCACAAAGUCUGCCACUUUCCCUUCUUAACUUCAACUGACAUAUUAUGUGCUCUGUCCCUAACUUGUCCAAUAAUCUAACAUCAGCUUACGGGAGUCAUUACUGUCUGUCCUAUCAUCACAAAAAAACACUAAACAAACAAACAACAGACAACACAAAGAAACCACAAUAUCCAGACAACAACUGCUGUGCCUAGUCCACAGGCACCAGCCAAAAGCAGUUUCAGAUGAAGAGGUCUUUGAAGUUUCUCUUCCAAGAGGAACACAGAACCUCUUCUACCCAAUAGGAGACCACCAGGCGUCCCUGGCUCUCCUGUUGCCCUGAAGCAUCCCUCAGGGUGCAUCUUGUGGUCCUCCCGACACGUCUGUUGACCACAGCUUCUGAGCUUUACAGCUCCAGAAAGCGGCUGCAAAACCAAAGUGCUUUUCAGAUACUAACCAGAACCAGAACAGAGACACAGACAGCGGCCGCACACUCAGACACAAUUGGGGACCCCCUUACCUCCAAGAAGGUCUUUGAAGUUGUGGGUGGUUGCGAGAUCCCGGACGAGCCCCUAAAUGAAAGACCAUGGGGUGGGGAAGACCCCCACUCAAAUCUCGAGACGACGCAACCCCCCAAGAACUCAUGAGAAACGAGUCUUGAUGUAAUAAACAAGAGGUAUAUUUGAGGAACUAGAGCUCUGGGAACAACACAUAUCUUACACAGGAGACAGAGGAGUCAACCCUAAGCCCUAUUAGGGGAAGGUAUUUAUAGGGAAAAUUACAUAGGUAGUUGGCAACAGUCACAGAAAGCAAAUUCAUUGGUUUGUAACUUGGGCUGAGUUCAACUCUAGGCCACCCUGCUUCUGGGGCAAGUUGACCCUAAUUCUCUUUUUUCUCAGGACUGUUGAGUCAGGCCUUAUCGAAGCCAGAUGAUUUGGGAUGGCUAUAGACAGGCUACAUCCCCAAAACAUGUUAUGUGAGGUGCCUCAGUGUGAGGUGCACUUCUCCUCACAGCAGGGUCAGUGGGGGAUAGUUUAAAAUCUUUAUUCUUUCAGAAUCAUGGCAGUGAUCAAAGAGCUAGUACAAAUGGAUCUCUAUGUGCUGCAGGGCGUCGAAGAGAAGGCGACAGACAAAGAGGUGAAGAAGGCCUACAGACAAAAAGCACUCUCCUGCCACCCAGAUAAAAAUCUAGAUAACCCCAGAGCAGCUGAACUCUUCCACCAGCUGUCCCAGGCCUUGGAGGUACUGACUGAUGCUGCAGCCAGGGCUGCCUAUGACAAGGAGAGGAAAGCCAGGAAGCAGGCUGCAGAGAGGAACCAGAGACUUGACGAGAACAGGAAGAAACUGAAGCUCGACCAGGAGGCCAGGGAGUGGGAGGCCCAGGCCACUGAGGAAGAGGAGGAGAGCAGGAACACCACCACACUAGAGCAGGAGAUGGCUCGAUUACGAGAAGAGGGUUCCCGUCAGUUGGAAGAGCAGCAAUGGCUGAUCCAGGAGCAGAUCCGCCAGGACCGAGAACAGAGGCUGAGAGGAAGAACAGAAAAUAGAGAAGGCAAAAGAAACCCCAAACUAAAGCUUAAGUGGACGUGCAAGAAGGAGGAUGAGUCCCAAGGGGGCUACUCCAGAGAUGUCCUCCUGAGGCUUUUACAUAAGUAUGGGGAGGUUCUCAACUUGGUAGUUUCCGGAAGGAAGCCAGGCAAUGUCAUAGUGGAGAUUGCAACUGUCAGAGCUGCGGAGUUGGCCGUCAGAAAUGAAGUGGGCCUGGCUGACAACCCUCUGAAGGUUUCCUGGUUGGAGGGACAGCCCCAGGGCACGGUGGACCCCAGUACCCCAGGACUGUUGAAGGGCUCAGUGUUGUCAGAAAGGGAAUAUAAGAGUCUGGUCAUGAUGGGCAUGCAUCAGGCCACUGAGUGAUGGCAGCUGAUGGCGCAGAUGCAGCAGGAAGAUGAGGUGCGGCCCACGUAGUCGGACUUCAGCCUUCCCACCCCACACCCUUUUCUGAGUCUUCACCAAUAAACUUUUUACAAAACAAACAAAAAGAAAACCAAAUAUGUAUAAUAUGUAAUGGAUAAUUUCUAAUUCUGAUGGCCUGUUGCAUUUGAAUAAAGUUAAUUCAUUGUUAUCAGGGACAAAUUCAACAGUCCCUAUAGGCAAAAUAACCCUGCAUUCAAAGAAUCAGUAAUUACCUUAAGAGGUUCAGGAUAUUCCAAUACCAUAAGGAUAGCAUGCAAUUCUGACUUCUGAAUUGAUGUGGACUUUUGACCACCAUGCUUAUUUUAUCUGACUUACAUCCUGCCAUACCCAUCUUGUUUACAUCAGAAUAAAAAGUUAGCACAGAACACAACAUCUUG